This is a messenger RNA of Orussus abietinus, 1958 nucleotides long. RefSeq names its product EF-hand domain-containing protein D2 homolog (gene Swip-1). Gene Ontology annotation, molecular function: calcium ion binding. The record is from RefSeq and is a predicted model, not a curated record. The transcript is spliced from 4 exons. The coding region runs from base 343 to 933 and encodes 196 amino acids. Lineage: Eukaryota; Metazoa; Arthropoda; Insecta; Hymenoptera; Orussidae.
CGCGCACCUGCCGGCCCGUACGGACGUCACCUCGUAACCUCUCUUCAUCGAGCUCCUCGUGUCCCUGGCCCGCUGACCCAAGGAGACGUCCUUCCACCCCGAAUCUGCGCAGGAGCGAGCAUCCUCCAGGUGCGCCCUUUCCUCUCAUUCUGUCCGCCUUCCUUUCCGACCUCACGGCUCAGGGUCAAAUUCCAGUGACGCGCAAACCUUGCGGUUCGAUCGAUAGGUUUUCCGCCCUCGGAAAGGUCGCGAGUCGUCCCGGAUUUUUCCCUCCCCUGCCGGAGGAGCUCCAAGGACUUUGGACGCGAAUCGGUCCUGGAAGAUCUAGGAGAAAAUUCGAACAUGCCGGCCGAUCCUGAACUCAGCAACCUCCUCAGUCGCCGACAAAGGAUCAACGAAGAACUCGAAGAGGGCAAGCAAGUCAAGAGGGAAUACCGAUUCGUCAAUGUUUACACCGAAUUCCAUGAGCUUUCUCGCCGGGAGAUCAAGCAGUACGAGCAGGCUUUCAACAGGUUCGACGCCGGCCACGACGGUUUCCUCGAUCUUCCGGAAUUGAAAAGGAUGAUGGAGGUCCUGGGUGCACCGCAGACUCACCUCGGCCUCAAGGCGAUGAUUCACGAGGUCGACGAGGACCAGGACGGACGCAUAUCUUUCCGAGAGUUUCUGCUGAUCUUCCGGAAGGCGAGGGCUGGAGAAUUGGAGCAGGAUUCCGGGCUCGGUCAGCUGGCCCGUCUGACGGAAAUCGACGUCGACGAGGUCGGCGUCACCGGCGCCAAACACUUCUUCGAGGCCAAGAUCGAGGAAUUGCGCAAAGCGAGCAAAUUCGAGGACGAGAUCCGCAUGGAGCAGGAAGAGCGGAAACGCGAGGAAGAGGAGAGGGCCCUGAGACGCGAGCAAUUUCGACAAAAAGCCGCACUUUUUGGGAAAAAUUAGCCUUACGAGGGCCAACCCUUAACGUAGUUUGGAAAUCAUUUUAAGAAGCGAGACGUAGACGAGAGUUUCCCGAUUUCGUAUCGAAAGGGGCCCAGGAGGUUCUUUUAUGUUCACAUUUCUCUUUCUCUUCUCGUUCGUUCAAGAUAUUCACUUUUCAUAUAUUUUUUUUUUUUCUCCCCCGGAGCCAGAUUCAGCGAUCAGUAUUUUAUCAGGCUGUACUUGACGAAUUCUUUGGAGUAAUUCCAUUUUUAAUUCCAGGACGUUAGGUCGAUUUAACGGACAUGUGUUAAUUUAUUUUAUUCUUGAUUCGAGGAUAUUUUACAUCGUUUAACAGAUUUUACAGUUCGAGUGUGUAGCUCUAUUUGUAAUUUUUUAGCUUCCUACGAGUUGCCUUCGAAGCCACAAUUUUUUACAAAGCUGUCCUUGUUUUUAUAGCUGAAUUUUGCCUUUAUCUGCUGAUUCGUCGCAAGGAAUACCGCGAUCUGCCAGUGUCGUACAAAUCCGCAAGUUUUAAUUUGUUUUUAACUGUGGGAAUGGUUGUGAGUUUUUGUCUUUUAUUUUUUUUUCUUCCUCUCCCUUUUGUCACUUUUCUCGAACUGAGGGGAAUCGGGAGAGUCGGCGAGGAUGCACCUCUGCCGAUGAAUUUCUAGAAGCACGCACGACUGAUGUAUAAUUAGCGUUUGGUAAGGUGUCUUUAAAGUAUAGGAGAUGUCGCCUAGGAUGUUUGUUAAGAUAGUUAUGGAUUUAGGAUAAAUAAGGCCUUGUUGAUUCGGCGAGAAAUUUAAGUCGAGCUCAAGCGAUCGUUUCCUCGUACCCUUUGCCUUGUCUUUUAUCAGUACAACUACUGUUUCUAAUGUUGAACACAGUUCAAGUUUGAGCUCGACCUGAGUUGAAGUUUAAAAGGAAUUCAGUCUGGUUGUUAAUGUAUCCGCCGAUAGGAAAAAGUACUUUGUCCCGCACAUGGUGAUGUUUCCUUUUCCACGCGUAUAUGUAUCUUGUAAAUAAAGUUGUAUGCAUAGUUCUCA